GCGCGCGCGGCCGGCUCAGUGCUGCCGGGCACCGGGGCGGCUGGUUGGUGUACGCUGUACGCUGCGGGCGUCGGAGGCAGCGGGGAGCGGAGCGGGGCCGCCGGGGCCUCUCCAGGGCCGCAGCGGCAGCAGUUGGGCCCCCCGCCCCGGCCGGCGGACCGAAGAACGCAGGAAGGGGGCCGGGGGGACCCGCCCCCGGCCGGCCGCAGCCAUGAACUCCAACGUGGAGAACCUGCCCCCGCACAUCAUCCGCCUGGUGUACAAGGAGGUGACGACACUGACCGCAGACCCACCUGAUGGCAUCAAGGUCUUUCCCAACGAGGAGGACCUCACCGACCUCCAGGUCACCAUCGAGGGCCCUGAGGGGACCCCAUAUGCUGGAGGUCUGUUCCGCAUGAAACUCCUGCUGGGGAAGGACUUCCCUGCCUCCCCACCCAAGGGCUACUUCCUGACCAAGAUCUUCCACCCGAACGUGGGCGCCAAUGGCGAGAUCUGCGUCAACGUGCUCAAGAGGGACUGGACGGCUGAGCUGGGCAUCCGACACGUACUGCUGACCAUCAAGUGCCUGCUGAUCCACCCUAACCCCGAGUCUGCACUCAACGAGGAGGCGGGCCGCCUGCUCUUGGAGAACUACGAGGAGUAUGCGGCUCGGGCCCGUCUGCUCACAGAGAUCCACGGGGGCGCCGGCGGGCCCAGCGGCAGGGCUGAAGCCGGUCGGGCCCUGGCCAGUGGCACGGCAGCUUCCUCCACCGACCCUGGGGCCCCAGGGGGCCCGGGAGGGGCUGAGGGUCCCAUGGCCAAGAAGCAUGCUGGCGAGCGUGAUAAGAAGCUGGCCGCCAAGAAAAAGACGGACAAGAAGCGGGCGCUGCGGCGGCUGUAGUGGGCUCUCUUCCUCCUUCCACCGUCACCCUAACCUCUCCUGUCCCCUCCCUCCAACUCUGUCUCUAAGUUAUUUAAGUUAUGGCUGGGGUCGGGGAGGGUACAGGGGGCACUGGGACCUGGAUUUGUUUUUCUAAAUAAAGUUGGAAAAGCA
Messenger RNA from Symphalangus syndactylus (siamang), 1033 nucleotides. It is a transcript of the gene UBE2S, whose product is annotated as ubiquitin conjugating enzyme E2 S. The record is from RefSeq and is a predicted model, not a curated record. Lineage: Eukaryota; Metazoa; Chordata; Mammalia; Primates; Hylobatidae.